This is a messenger RNA of Folsomia candida, 3214 nucleotides long. RefSeq names its product zinc finger protein 578-like. The record is from RefSeq and is a predicted model, not a curated record. Gene Ontology annotation, biological process: regulation of transcription by RNA polymerase II. Gene Ontology annotation, cellular component: nucleus. The coding region runs from base 1 to 1944 and encodes 647 amino acids. Gene Ontology annotation, molecular function: DNA-binding transcription factor activity, RNA polymerase II-specific; nuclease activity; RNA polymerase II transcription regulatory region sequence-specific DNA binding. The transcript is spliced from 3 exons. NCBI's taxonomy places the organism in Eukaryota, Metazoa, Arthropoda, Collembola, Entomobryomorpha, Isotomidae.
AUGGGAGUUGGGGGUUUUUUCGCUCUUUUGGGUCUGCGAAACGACCCCCGUCACAUCAGCGAGUUCAAGGGGUGGAGAGUUGGAUUGGACGGGACGGGAUUUUUUUGCAAAAGUGUUUAUAGCGUUGACGCUGCCGCAGCAAAUGGUGACCCUACCGACCUCGUGAUCUCUGGGAUGGAGCUGCUCCUUAAAAAAAUGAUUCGUUACGGUGUCCGCCCCGUCCUCUUCAUCGACGGCGACAAUCUCCCUGCCAAGUACGAAACUCAGCAGAAGAGACGCCAAGCAAGGCUCAAGCAGCAGCUGAAAUAUCAUAGGCAACGCAAGGAUGAUGACGGAUGGCUCAGAACAAUGGCUCAGUACAAGGUCAUCUCGUCCGACUACCGUUCUGUCCUCGUCAAACUGGCGCAGCGCCUGGACAUUCCAUACCAAGUCAGUCUCUAUGAAAUGGAUUCACAGGGAGUCUACUCCCUCCGCGUGAAUGAUGUCGACAUUAUCGCUUCUAGUGACUCUGAUUUUGCGGUCUAUGGUUGUCGAAAUAUAUUCUUUGACUGUGACGAGCGUGGCUGGGGUUACUUUUUCAACUCGGCGGAGGAUAUUCCUCUCGCUCUUGGAAUUCCCGACGAGGAGUACACACAAGAUGUUGUGUUGAAGAUGGCACUGCUGAGAGGGAACGAUUUUUAUGGAGGUGUGCCCGGUAUUGGAGUCGUGAAGUGUUUGGAGGUGGUGAAGGCAGCUACUAAUACGGAUAUUGACUCGCUACUACAGACAAUAAAGGAUUUGUACCCUUCCAUCUACGCCAACAUGAAACCAGAUUGCCGAGAUCGUCUCAUACAGGCAGAACAAACUUUCCGACACGCCACCGUGUAUGACGUCACGACGCAGUGUCAAGUCCCACUAACCCCGGUGAAGGACGAAGGAGUGCUGCUGCAGCAAGUUGAAGUUUUCGCUGGUCCCCGUAAAAGUCGUCUCACCGCUACAGCAAUUUCAAAAGGACUCAUCCAUCCUAUCACCCACGAGCCAAUUUCCGAAAUAGGUGACCCGAAGACUGGAUUUUGGAGCAGUUCCUACGUACGUCCCAAAGAGACCAAAUUUUUUCAGAGGGGAGAAAGGAAGUCAGCUGAAGAUUUGGGGUUGGACGAUUGUGACGCAGCGCCUAGGAAGAGUCAGAAGCUGAGGCUGGACUGCCAUAUUUGUGGAAAGAUUUCAUCAAGUUUCGGAAAUCUGAAAAAUCACCUCCGAGUUCACUCAGCAAAAUUUCCCUUCGUUUGUAGCAGCUGCAAAAAAUGUUUCAAACACAAAUCCAAUCUUAAUGCACAUUUAGUCGUUCAUACCAAAGCCAAGCCAUACAAAUGUUGUCACUGUAACAAAAGUUUUAGCUGGUGGAACACCUUUCAUCAACAUCUUCAGCGACACAAAGGAGUGAAGCAGUACCCCUGCAGCAUCUGCGACAAAUCGUUCAUACAGCGCUGUGAACUUGUGGCGCACAACAACACCCACACUGGAGUCCGCCCUUAUGUCUGUGACGUAGAAGGAUGCGGUAAAAGUUUUGCUACCAGGUCUAACCUCUCGACCCACAAGAAGACUCACUCAGAAGAUCGACUCUAUAAAUGCAGCAACUGCUCCGCUUCUUUCAGACUCAAGCAACAUCUCGAUUAUCACAUGAUAACCAUGCAUGGAACAACCGGAGGAGUAAACUGCAGCAUCUGCAAUCAGAAGUUUCCAAGUGCGUCCCAUCUCAAAAUUCACAUGGCUUCACAUUCUGACCCCAAUUUUAUUUGUACCGUCUGUGGAGCGAAGUUCACGCUAAUUGCAAAUCUCAAGCGCCAUCAAGAUAACCCCAACAGUCACGACCCGAAAAAGAAAUGGAGCUGCACCUUUCCGGAUUGUCCACGACGAUUCUCACUUGAACCAAACCUGAAGCGGCACAUCAGACAAAAACAUUAGGUGCACAGCUGCUGCAGCAUUAGAAAUUUCUAGUUAUUUACUGCUACUUAAUUGACAAAUAAUUAAGUCAAAUGUGCGCUGUGCACAAUCAUUUCGAAUAUAUGUAUGUGCAUAUAAAAACUUGAGAGUGGAGCAGCUCUAUUAAAUGACGAGGAAACCAUUUUAUUUCAUCUCUUUCUACGUCUGUAUAUGUAUGUAGCCGUAUAUAAAUUAACAUUUAGCUACCACACUAACUAACAACUGGAUUAAUAAGAGACUAAAGUGGUUUGGCAUCCUUGAAAUAAUUAGUUUUAGCCGAACACACAUGCAACAACUCAUCCUCGUCCUUUUCGUCAUCUUGAUUUCUGUUCUCAACAGCGUCGUUGUGAAGCAAUUAAAUUGCGAAAAAAUUAUAAAAGGGUGGGGCAACUGACGUGAAACCAAAGGUAGCUUGUCAAUAGAAAAACAUGCCCUCCUAAAUUAGUUACUAUACAGUUAGCAAUCCAUACAGUUGACAAUUUCCAUUUUUUUGUGUGUUUGUGUCUGAUACACUAAAAUACCCCAAAAUUAGGAUUAUGGCCUUUUCAACAGCCAUUACGAGCAAUAGUCUUGCAAAUAAUACUGUAUUCUGCGUUUGUAUGUCAAUAAUAUGAUACACAUUAAGAUUGCGAUUGAUUUGAAGCAAGAAAUUAAUACGACGGCUCAUGCAUAUUCAUAACAGCACAUGGCAAAGUUGGGGAUCAACUCAUUAGGUAUAAAAAGGAGUCCAAAAGAAAUUAAGACGAGUGGGUGUAUACGCCUAAUGUCAAUUCCAUUAAACUGAUCACGACUUCUUCUUCUUGGGCCUGUUGUAACAAAUCUGUUGUAAUAUGACUUUUAAAUGAAUGCUUCAGCCCUCAUUGCUUCGCUAUCUGCCCUCCUGACAAAGUGCAACCAGACCAACAACCUGAACCCACCUACCAAACUCUUCCAUACCUAACCUACGAUGCAGUAUGUAUAACGAUGGCAAUAAGCUAAUGGAAUAUAUCAAUUUAAUUAAACCGGGAAAGAUGCAAUAUUAUCUUGAUCUUCUCGUCGUCAAAUCCGGCAGGGAAGCCAAGUUUAACUAUGCUCAUUAACUGCAUUUGAAUUUGGAGUGGAGACAUUCAUCGACAUAGGCAGGAGCCUCAGCCCAACAGCUUCAUUAUUCUUCUUCUACGACGACGAGAGAGUGAUACAGCCAAAUAAAUUGAUCAAGAUCUCAUCUCAACGAGCAAGUAAUCUCGACCAAGCGAGCGAGCGACCCAGGCGA